GAGAACGAGUUUUCAGGGACCAUGAUGAUUUCCUUGCCCAUUAUGAUGACUGGCUAAUAAACCGAUUUAUAUUCCCUAUAGAGCUGUGCUCUUACAGUAGAUCUAUGUGUUGAAUUGGGUCCAGUCUUAGAGAGGGCAACAACCCGGAAGCAUGCCAGUCCAAAUGCAAGUCCUCACCACUCUGGGGCUCUUGGCAACCGGCUAUUUCCAGCGGGAAUUGGCAGACAGAUAAAUUAUUUAUAUUAAAAAAAAAAACUAUAAGUAAUCUUCCACUUUGUGUCUAAGACCUUUUUGUAUAUGAAAUAAUUCUAUUGGAAUCUAUCAUCUCACCCUAUAUGUCUGGUAUAUCAGAGCCAUCCCUGAGUGCCAUAAUAUCUGUCGUUUUGAAUGGUAUACUUAAUAUGGGUAGUCGAUACAUCAGGCUACCCUACACUGGGCGAGAACAGGCCAAAAUAAAAAUGCAAUUUGCAGCAAUGUCUGGUUUCCCAAAUGUAAUCGGCGCAAUUGACUGCGCUCAUGUUGCUAUAAGGGCACCAUCUGAAAAUGAUUUUGCUUAUGUUAAUAUAAAGCAUGUGCAGUCUGUUAAUGUGCAAAUCAUAUGUGACUCCAACAUGACCCUCACAAACAUUGUGGCAAGCUGGCCUGGUUCAACACAUGUUCCUUUACACAUAGCAGUAUAAGGAACAGACGAAAUGCAGGCGCAGUACGUGAUGGCUGGCUUCUUGGUGAGUUUAAUGUAGUAUUAUGUUACUUACGGUAAUGUUAUGAGGCAUGCAGUAUGCUUGGGAACCUAUAUUGGGGGUGUUACGGGAUUGGGGGAGGAGAAUAAAAGUUCGUUUAAGAAGUUAUGGUCGGCUGUCGCGUGGUUCAUUAUGAAAGGUUUAUGUUGUACCUAUUAAACGACAGAACAUGGUGUCAGAAGUAUAGCGGGUGUGCGUUAUGCACAGGUUUGUUAGCAAACUUGCAUUCUGUAUAUUUGUAGUUUCGUUUGUGCCGUCAGCGUGAAGGAUUGGCGAGACGAGUUAGCACGGUGAAUGCCUUGAUCUAUACGAUGGGGGGGAAGUCGAGGAUAUACUCACCUCCCUGCAUUUAAGUCCUCAAGCGGCGAGUGACUAUGAAGUAGUAAAGAACAGAUUGAAUGAUCACUUCGUAGCUCGAAGGAACGUGAUUUUUGAGAGGGCGAAGUUUAAUCAGCGGCAGCAAGAAGUGGGCGAGUCCGUGGAUCACUUCAUAACGGCGUUGCACUGUUUAGCCGAGCACUGUGGAUACAGCGAUCUGCACGAUGAGAUGGUAAGAGAUAGACUCGUCGUGGGUCUGACAGAUAAAAGGCUGUCAGAACAGCUACAGCUGGACCCUGAAUUGACACUUGAGAAGGCUGUCGUUCGAGUUCGACAGAGUGAACUAGUAAAAAAACAACAGGAACAGCUCAAAUCAAACUUCAAGUGGGACAUGGCAAACGAACAGCUGGAUAGUGUACAAACUAAACAGUACAGUAAUGUGAAAACAAAACCAGUAAAGCCACUUUUUGGACAGCUGGCAAGGAAAACACCUCAAAUAAAGCCUAAAAAGCAGAUGCUAUGUAUGAGAUGUGACAAUAAGGGGCAUAAUUUGCAGCGAUGCCCUGAGGGAGAGGCAAUAUGUCACCUCUGUCAUAAGAAGGGACAUUAUGCUAGAGCAUGUAAGUCAAAGACGGAACAUGAGGUGAAUAUAGCAACUUCAGAUACAAUGGAGGACAUUGCAUUUCUUGGUUCACUGACAUCUGAUGUAACAGGAAGGCCCUGGAUGACUGAAAUACAAAUUGACAAUCUCAAGACAAUGUUCAAAAUUGACACUGGGGCUGAUGUAACAGCAGUCCCAGUUACACUGUACAACCGGGGCCAGUUCCAAAAACUGAAACCUCCCAGGAGAGUCCUGCAGGGACCAGGUGGAACAUCACUGAAGGUAAAAGGGAAAUUCUCAGCAACCCUUGGCAAGCAUAACAAACAUACGACUCAGGAAAUCUAUGUGGUGGAUGGGUUGUACAUGCCUUUGUUAGGUAGACCAGCAGUAACUGCACUUCAACUAGUAGCUAGGCUUGAUGUUGUUAGCUUAACUUCUAAAGAAAGGGUAGAAAAGGAGUUUCCACAACUCUUCAGUGGCUUAGGCAAAAUGGACGGUGAGUACAGCAUUGUGCUGAAACCAGGUGCAAUACCCUUCUCCAUAUCGACUCCAAGACGCAUUUCCCUCCCUCUCUUACCAAAGGUGAAGGAAGAAUUGAGGCGUAUGGAACAGCAGGGUGUAAUUUCAAAGGUGGAGGAGCCAACUGAAUGGUGUGCUCCCAUGGUUGUGGUGCCGAAGAGUUCAGGUAAAGUGAGAAUUUGCACAGAUCUCACGGAAUUGAACAAAUCGGUUAUGAGAGAAAAACACCCUCUCCCUUCAGUAGAAAGCACAUUAGGACAACUUGCAGGAGCCAAAGUGUUUUCCAAACUUGACGCCAAUGCAGGGUUUUGGCAGAUUCCACUUUCGAAGGAAUCCUCUUUGCUCACCACAUUUAUAACUCCAUUUGGCCGGUACUGCUAUAACCGUCUAUGCUUUGGAAUCUCUUCUGCACCUGAGCAUUUCCAAAAGCGCAUGUCCAGGAUUCUUGAGGGACUGGAAGGUGUUGUUUGUCAAAUGGAUGAUGUGCUCGUAUGGGGAUCAUCACAGAGUGAACAUGAUGAGAGGCUGAGAAGGGUGCUCUCAAAGCUUCAGGAAUCUGGAGUCACACUCAAUGAGAAAUGUGAGUUUUCAAAGACAAAAAUCAAGUUCCUUGGACAGAUCGUUGAGGCAUCCGGGGUAAGCGCAGAUCCGGAUAAGCUGGAAGCAGUAAAAGCAAUGAGACAGCCAUGUAAUGUCAGUGAAGUAAGGCGGUUUUUGGGAAUGGUAAACCACCUCGGUAAAUUCUUACCACAUUUGGCAGCAAAAACGCAGCCACUCAGAGACUUACUGAAAAAGUCCAAUAUGUGGGUUUGGGGGUCGAAUCAGCAAGAAGCCUUUGAGAAAAUCAAAGAGGAACUGACAACACCUCCAGGUUUGGCGCUGUAUGAUCCGAAUAAGGAUACAGUUGUUUCUGCAGAUGCCUCAUCAUAUGGACUAGGUGCUGUUCUCCUCCAGAAGCAAGCAGACAAUGUAUGUAAACCUGUGGCAUAUGCUUCCAAGGCUCUCAGUAACACAGAGCAACGUUAUGCACAAAUAGAGAAGGAGGCAUUGGCCUCCACAUGGGCGUGUGAGCGGUUUGCAGAGUUUCUCAUUGGGAAGCGUUUCCACAUUGAAACCGAUCAUAAACCUCUUGUUCCUCUGCUUGGCUCCAAGACAUUGGACGAACUCCCUCCACGCAUUCAGCGUCUUCGCAUGCGUCUUCUGAGGUUCUCAUACACCAUAUCACAUGUGGCUGGCAAAAACAUUGCGACAGCAGAUGUGUUGCCUAGAGCUCCCGUGAAUAGUACAGCGGAAGGGCUUUCUGAAAAGGAUAUUGACCUGUAUGCUGACUCUGUAAUGGCGAGCCUUCCAGCUACUGCAAUGAGGCUCAAAGAGAUCCGGGAGCACCAAGAAAAAGAUUUUAUACUCCAGCAGCUAAAGAAGUACUGUGAGGAAGGUUGGCCAAGUAAGUUCUCGGUUGACCAAACUAUCCGGCCUUACAUGGCUUUCUCAGGGUCCUUUUGUAUGCAUGAUGGGCUCUUAUUGAAUGGACUCAGGAUUGUCAUUCCGAAAUCGCUCCGAGCAGAUAUCCUGGGAAAGUUGCAUGAGGGGCAUCUGGGCAUAACUAAGUGCAGAGAAAGAGCUAAGCAGUCAGUUUGGUGGCCAGGUCUCAGCAAAGACCUUACACAAAUGAUUGAGAACUGUGACACCUGUGCUCGGGAAAAAAUUAACUUUAAUGAGACAUUGAUGCCUACUGAGUUCCCAACGAGGCCUUGGUCUAUAGUGGGAGCAGAUUUGUUCCAGAAAGACAACAUGCACUACUUGGUCAUUGUGGACUACUUUUCUAGGUUUUUUGAAGUUUCCAAACUGUCCUCGACAUCAGCGGAAGCUGUAAUUGAGCACUUCAAAUCCAUCUUCGCACGUCAUGGAAUUCCUGAGGUGGUGCGCUCGGACAACGGGCCACAGUUUGCUUCUGAGGGUUUCCAAGCCUUUGCACGGGGCUGGGGUUUUGACCAUGUGACUUCAAGUCCUCGCUUUCCACAGAGUAAUGGGGAGGCAGAGCGUGCUGUAAGGACCAUCAAAAAUCUCCCCAAGAAGAAGUCUGCGGACCCCUACCUCGCACUUAUGGCUUACCGAGUGGCCCCUCUCGCCAACGGUUACAGUCCUGCCGAGCUCCUAAUGGGAAGAAAGCUCCGAACGCGAGUUCCGGUGAUUCCGUCUCAGCUCAUUCCAGAGACUGCAGAUUUGGAAAAGCUAACACAGAAAGAACUGACAUAUAGACUGAAACAGAAACAAUGUUUUAACCAAAGACACAAAGCACGUGACAUGACGUUUUUGCGUCCAGGUGAAAAUGUGUGGGUCAGAGACACUUCUGAAAAGACACUUCUGUUGUGUCUAACACUGGCUCUCCCCGGUCUUACCUUAUAGAGACACCCAGAGGUACCUUAAGGAGAAACAGGUUUCAUCUCUCACCAUCUCCAAUAGCUCCUGUGACUUCUGACCUUCCUGACUCGGUGGAGAUGCAGGCAUCUCCGCUCAUUGAAGAUUCAUCCAACACGGCAGAAGUUCAGUUGGGUUCCCAACCGAACUCUCCAUGUACCAGUCGGUACCCUUCCAGGAUUAGAACUCCCCCGGGUAUCUAAAGGACUUUGUUUGUACUUAGAGAGAAGCACCGUGUGGUCAAUGGGGCAGAGUAAUCCCCACACUCGGUUGAAGGUUUUGGGUAGUCCACCCCAUCCUUCUAGGCAGAGAAACUCCUCUCUUGCGAAAGUGUAAAAAAAAAAAGAAAAGAAAAAAAAAAGGAAGAUUGUUGAAAAUUGUUGCCUUUAUAUUUACAUGUUCAGUGUCUAAUAAGAAGGUCAAGUAUAGUCAUUGUUGGUUUGUUUGCUUCCCCGUGUGUUAAAUAAAGAAAAGAAAAGUAAGAAUCUUAUUUGUGAAAGGGGGAUGUAGUAUUAUGUUACUUACGGUAAUGUUAUGAGGCAUGCAGUAUGCUUGGGAACCUAUAUUGGGGGUGUUACGGGACUGGGGGAGGAGAAUAAAAGUUCGUUUAAGAAGUUAUGGUCGGCUGUCGCGUGGUUCAUUAUGAAAGGUUUAUGUUGUACCUAUUAAACGACAGAACAUUUAACAAUAUUAAAGAGUAGAAACUGUAACAAUUUUGUUUUUAAUAUAAUUAUAACAAUGUUGCUUUUAAUACAAUUAUAAUCUGCAGGCGACAGUGGCUACCCCUGAGACGC
This is a messenger RNA of Tachysurus fulvidraco (yellow catfish), 5390 nucleotides long. RefSeq lists its product as uncharacterized. The coding region runs from base 1288 to 4584 and encodes 1098 amino acids. Gene Ontology annotation, biological process: proteolysis; DNA integration. The record is from RefSeq and is a predicted model, not a curated record. The transcript has a single exon. NCBI's taxonomy places the organism in Eukaryota, Metazoa, Chordata, Actinopteri, Siluriformes, Bagridae. Gene Ontology annotation, molecular function: aspartic-type endopeptidase activity; nucleic acid binding; zinc ion binding.